Cooperia oncophora is the source of this 417-nucleotide messenger RNA. Lineage: Eukaryota; Metazoa; Nematoda; Chromadorea; Rhabditida; Trichostrongylidae. The record is from the annotation of a GenBank genome assembly.
CAAUACACCAUUACCCAGCACCUCAACGCCAUCAACCACCCCAACAACAGCAAUGUUGGGUUUACUUCAUACUGGAAUCCUUCAACGCCAGCACCAUCACCAAUUGUCGAUCAGUGUAAAUGCACUGAUAAGAACAUCUGGCUGGAUAUCUAUUUCCUCAUGGAUGCAUCGUUCGCCAUGACCAGCCCUGGAUUUGAUGGUGCCACAGCGUUCGUCCAGUCUGUGCUUUCCAAAAUGACCCUCGGACAGGAUUACGCUCAGCAAACACGUGCUGGUUUUAUCCUGUACGGAGCUGAUGCAACCAUUCAGUACAAUUUGACUCGAGGAAUCCAGUUGGCUACUGAUCGUUUCAACAGUCCGGAACACAGAUCAAAUGCACAAAAAGUUAUUGUCAUUGUGGCGUCUGCCUACGAGUAA